AUGGGAAACUACUUUGGUGAUGUUGGUUUGUGGUUGGAAGAAAUAAAUCUUGGUAGCUAUCGACAAAUUUUCAAAGAAAAUGGUGUUAAUGGAGAGUACUUGGAGGGGAUGUCCAUGUUUACGACGGAGCAGAUACUUCGGUUUAUAAGACGGUGCCACAUGAAAUGGGGGGACUUCAUAACACUGUGCAAGGAGCUGAGGCGGAUUAAAGUGGCUUGCUUAAAAGGGGAACAAAAAGUCCGCCGGCCAUGGUGGGCCCCAUCUUUCCUCUCCGUACUGUUCGUCAAGGUGACAAAGCGCAACAGGAACUGUAGAGUGGUUUCUUUGAAGCUAGAACCUUGA
Molecule: messenger RNA, 342 nt
Organism: Ilex paraguariensis (yerba mate)
Lineage: Eukaryota; Viridiplantae; Streptophyta; Magnoliopsida; Aquifoliales; Aquifoliaceae
Source: the annotation of a GenBank genome assembly